This is a messenger RNA of Brassica oleracea var. oleracea, 579 nucleotides long. RefSeq lists its product as uncharacterized. Gene Ontology annotation, molecular function: nucleic acid binding. The transcript has 2 exons. NCBI's taxonomy places the organism in Eukaryota, Viridiplantae, Streptophyta, Magnoliopsida, Brassicales, Brassicaceae. The record is from RefSeq and is a predicted model, not a curated record. The annotation marks the transcript as partial. Gene Ontology annotation, biological process: DNA integration.
AUGGCAUAUUCAGAAGGUGUGUUCCAGAGGCAGAUAUUCCAGGGAUUCUACAUCAUUGCCAUGGUUCCUCUUAUGCAGGGCACUUCGCCACAUUCAAAACGAUUUCCAAAAUCCUCCAAGCAGAAGUUGAGGUGUUCGACUAUUGGGCGAGUCGACUUCAUGGGACCAUUCCCUCCGCCCUUCAAGAACAAGUACAUCCUGGUCGCCGUUGACUAUGUCUCCAAGUGGGUAGAAGCAGUGGCGAGUCCCACUAAUGAUGCAAAAGUGGUAACUAAGAUGUUCAGCUCCAUCAUCUUUCCGAGAUUUGGGGUACCUAGAGUGGUCAUUAGCGAUGGCGGAACACACUUCAUCAACAAGGCAUUUCAGGGCAUGUUGAAGAAGAAUGGGGUGAAACACAAGGUGGCUACCACUUACCACCCCCAGACGAGUGGACAGGUUGAAGUUUCCAACAGGGAAGUCAAGAACAUUCUACAGAAAACUGUCAAUACUUCGCGCAAAGACUGGUCGCUUAAGCUGGACGAUGCUCUCUGGGCCUACAGAACAGCCUACAAAACACCGCUAGGGACCAUCCCUGUUGGG